Messenger RNA from Camellia sinensis, 1190 nucleotides. The record is from RefSeq and is a predicted model, not a curated record. NCBI's taxonomy places the organism in Eukaryota, Viridiplantae, Streptophyta, Magnoliopsida, Ericales, Theaceae.
UUUGAAGGAGUUAAAAAAAAAAAAAAAAAAAAUAAACCUGAUAAAUCUAGUUGUAGUGAUAGACAAAUUUUCUUCUAAAAAUUUGGUUCAUUUUCAGCAUUUUCAUUAUUAAAGGACAAUGUUGAUUUGGUUGUUGAUUUUCGUUUGUGCAGAGAAGGAUCGAGAAUUGGGGGAAGCCUUAGAGAGAAGGCAGUUGAAGAGUUUCUGUUCUAUAUGUAUUCUCUCUUCUGUAAAAGAUAUUACCAGUUGUCCGAAAACAGCAUUUAUUGCUUUGCACGUUGCUUAUAUGCAAUGCUGCUGCCAUGGAGACACUUCCCAUAUUUCUGGAUAGUCUGGUUACUGCUUGGGGUGCCAUCCCGAUUUCAGUUACAUUGAUACUUCUGUUUGGAGAGGCUGGAAAAGGUGGAGAACUCACACAUGAUGGGACAACAAUUAUUGCUGGAGCCCUUGGGCUUACUGAGAAAACAGCCAGUGAUGCCAUGACUCCCAUAUCUGACACUUUUGCUGUUGAUAUCAAUGCCAAGCUUGACAGGGAGCUGAUGAAUUUAAUUUUGGAGAAAGGGCAUAGAAGAGUGCCAGUCUACUAUAAGCAACCUACAAACAUAAUUGGACUUGUUUUGCUUUUAAGAAGCGAGAAAACAAGUAUGGAGGAUGAUGAUGAGUCUGAACUUGAAAACUUAUCGUUCCUGUACUCAAAUGCUCAAGAUUAUGCUAAAGCCAAGAGAAGAGUUGCAGAACUCUAUAAGAAACAUGAGAAGGAACUCAUAGAGGCAAACAAAAUUUUAAUGAAGAAGAUUGAGGAUGAUCAGUUCCUAGACCUUAUGACUCUGAAAACUGAAGUUCGAUCUGCUUGUAAGGAGCCUUACAGGUAUGUUUUAAAAUCAGAAAAUCUGAAGAAUGGCUCGAGUUACUAUUGCACUGAGUGUGUUGGUUUUGCUAAUGGCAACUCUGAUCAUCUCUGUUGGAUCUAUGAGAUCUUCGUGGGACAAUCACCGCUACAAGAGAGGUUAGUGUAUUACGAUAUAAUAAUUCAUUUUUUCUGAAGACUCUUGACUAACAUUUUUGGUUCAAAUUUGCAUGAUUGUUUAAGGUGGGAAAAUGGUUAUAAUUUUGUAUUUAAAUUUUAUAGGUAGGAAAAUGAGAAAUAAAUGCCAUGUUUGUAGUGUAUACUGGCUAACCAGAUAUUUGAU